CAUAAGUGUGCGUGUGUGUGUUUGCCUGUGUUUGAGUGUGUGUGUGUGUGCGAGUCUAAGCGCAGCGCUUGAAAUGAAUUGCUGCUGACUGGGCGACGGCGACACUGCCUCUGCGUGGCCAAAGCUGCGGCCUCAGCCUCGCAUGGCUUUUGUAUUGCGCCAUAAACGUUUCGCUGCUCGUAACGCCACAACGGCCGACGCGGACACAGCGCCAGCAGCAAAGACCCGCACCCACUUGUGCCCGCAACCUUACCCGUCGCCCGUCUACUCGGCUACUCGACUACUCGUCUACCCGUGCCCGGCAACGAAACCGAGACAGCGAUCCAACGACACGGACGCAGCAAAGCCCCAGUCAAACGUCGACAGCCACAGCCACAGCCGCAGCCAAGCAGCCAGGCAGCCAGGCAGACAGACAAACUCAAACCCAAGUCUCCACUAUCGCCGCAGUCGCCAACUGCUGCGCUGCUCGCGCCUCUGCCAGCGCUGGCAGCAAAAAUUACCAAUUACACGAAAUUUUUAUACUCUUUUAAAAAUUUCGUUUUAUUAUAAUAUUUAUUAUCGUGGCGCGCAGUAGUGUCUGCGGAACAGCGCUCGCAGCUCAACUCAACUCAGCUCAGCUCAGCUUGACUUGGCCGAUCUCCGAUACGAUCCGAUCCGAUCUGUUCCGAUUCGAUUCGUCUCGAUUCGAUUCGCCCCGCGUUUACAUUCGCAUUGCAAUCGCUCUGUUUAUUAUUUUGUGGCAUUCUUAUUGUGUUAAACUGUUGCCGCUUACUACGGGCAUUCGAGUGCGGUUAAUAGUGAGCACGAAGCGCGCGUAAAACUCACGGCAGCAGCCCAGACCAGGAAUCAUAAAUCGCCAGCUAGUCAGGCAGCAUCCGCUAAGCGCAUUAAAGCAAUAACAACUCAACCGACCCGACGCGAUUCGGCAAGCUUGACAAAUUUGACAAGUUCCCGAGCUGAGCAAAAGAUAUGUGCAAUGUCAAAAUUUGUUUUCGAUAGUAUGCUGCCAAAGUACCCACAGUUUCAGCCAUUUAUCAGUUCGCACUUAACUACAGCAUCCACAAAUUCGUCAUCAGCAGCAGUUGCCGCCGCCCUCGCCGCAGCCGCCGCGUCCGCAUCGAACGUCUCCUCACCUGGCAUCCACUCGGGCAGCGCCAGCAGCAGCCACUUGCAGUCGUCCUCGCUGUCGCCCAGCUCCAGUGGACUGCAGCUCGCCAGCCAGCUAAGCCAGCAGCACUUGAGCCAGUCCUCCAACUCGCCGGUCUCCUCGUCGUCGCCCUCGUCGACUGCGCAGCAGCAACAGCAGCAGCAACAGCAGCAGCAGCAUCAGCAGCAGCAACAGCAGUCGCAGUACUCGUCCCUGUCGGCCGCUCUGCAGCUCCAGCAGCAGCAGCACAUCAACAAGUUAGCCGCCGCUGCAGCUGCGGUCAGCUCCCAGGGAUCCGUCUCUAGUCUCGGCGGCCACCCGUCGCUGAGCCACGCCCAUCAGCAGCUGCUGCUGACUCCCCCCUCGGCGGGCAACUCCCAGACCGGCGACAGCAGCUCAUCGCCGUCUCCUGCGGCCGGCUCCUCCUUUGCCAUACCCACCAGCAAGAUGUACCCAUACGUCUCCAACCACCCGAGCAGCCACGGCGGCCUCUCCGGCAUGCCGGGCUUCUCUGGACUUGAAGAUAAAUCAUGCAGCAGGUACACAGACACCGUGAUGAACAGCUACCAAUCGAUGAGCGUGCCCGCCUCGGCCUCCGCCAGCUUCGCACAGUUCUACCAGCACGCGGCGGCAGCCUCGGCGGUGUCCGCGGCCAGCGCAGGAGCCAUCGGCGUCGACUCGCUGGGCAACGCUUGCACGCAGCCCUCGUCCGGCGUCGUACCUGGAGCCGGUGGCGCUGGCCAGAGCAUAGCGGAUCUGCCACGCUAUCCCUGGAUGACGCUCACAGAUUGGAUGGGAAGUCCCUUUGAACGCGUCGUUUGUGGCGAUUUUAAUGGCCCCAACGGUUGCCCCCGACGCCGAGGCCGCCAGACUUACACACGCUUCCAGACGCUGGAGCUGGAGAAAGAGUUCCACUUCAACCACUACUUGACGCGGCGACGACGCAUUGAGAUCGCGCACGCGCUUUGCCUGACCGAGCGCCAGAUCAAGAUCUGGUUUCAGAAUCGGCGCAUGAAAUUGAAGAAGGAGCUGCGCGCUGUCAAAGAGAUUAACGAACAGGCACGCCGUGAUCGCGAGGAGCAGGAGAAAAUGAAGGCUCAGGAAACUAUGAAAUCCGCCCAGCAGAACAAGCAAGUGCAGCAGCAACAGCAACAGCAGCAGCAACAGCAGCAGCAGCAGCAACAGCAGCACCAGCAGCAGCAGCAACAGCAGCAGGAUCAUCACUCGAUCAUUUCACACAAUCCGGGGCACUUGCACCACUCCGUUGUCGGUCAGAACGAUCUCAAACUUGGCUUGGGCAUGGGCGUCGGAGUCGGUGUUGGCGUUGGGUCUGGCCUCGGGCCGGGACUGGGAGCCGGCCUUGGCGGAAAUCUGGGAAUGAUGAGCGCCCUUGACAAGAGCAAUCACGAUCUUCUCAAGGCGGUCAGUAAGGUCAACUCCUAAACGGCAACUGGAGCACCCUUCAACUAUCAUUACCGCUACCGUCAUUACCACCCCUAACAACCUAUGUCAUCGCCAUCGCCAUCGUCGCCAUCGUCGCCAUCGUCGUCGUCGCUUGAUGCCUUGAGUUUGGCGUUUUUCGUCUCUUCUGUGUAAUGCGAAAAGCAAAGCAAAACAAAGUUGAUAACUCAAAUACGUAAAGUUUUACAUAGUAAAUAGUCGUCUAAGUCUACAUAUAGCGCAUAGAAGUAUAUAAUCUUAAAGCCAAGUACAUAUGUAAAUCUAUACAGAACACACGCAUGAUCAAUGAUGUGCACAGUGGGUCGCAGACGAUUUGCUGCAGGAGUUUGGUCCAUGCAGCUACGAAGGCUUUCCCCAUUUUAUAUAUUAUACAAAUUUCCAUUCACACAGUUUCCCUAAUUCGUAGACGUUUACCUAGUGAUAGAGUAUAUAGGCUUUAUGCAAUGUCCGUCUGGUCUGACUGGUAUCCCAAUCAGUCCAUUGCAGAUUAUACAGAGAUAUCCGAUUGAUUUCCUACCACCCCUGCUCCACUGUGCACAUCAUCUUCAUAUUAAUGAACCCAUUGAUCUAUAGUAAAGUAACAGUGAAAUGAUUAGGUAACGCUGACGAGGGCAGAAGCGCUGAAUCGUACAGGCUCACAGGAGCGCAAGCAAUGAGCGAUAUUUAUAGUCAAAGGAUCAGACAGUCGUUGGCAUCGGCCCACUGGAGGGAGUUUAGCGAGCGAGUUUAACUGUAAAAUUAUUUACGACUGCUGUAGGAUUACAUAGUAUGGUAAAGAAACGUUUAGCCAUGUUUACAAAUACAUGUAUGAAUUUACAGAUAUAUUUAUAUUAUAGUAGCCCGUCGUACUUACGGGCGUUUAUAGAUACGUACGUACAUUUUUGUACUCACAUAAUAUUUAUUGGAAAUUGUGUUUGUUUUUUUUUUCUUUCCGUUCUUCAAGUGAAAAACUCUUCCAAUAUUCGUUUGAUUGUGUUGCAUGUUUUUGCUGUAUUUGUUGUGUAUGCUUUUAAUGCUUUUCAACUUUGCUAAGACGAAAUACAAUAGUUCCGUCAAUGCCAUAUUAAUAUUAAUUACAAUAACAAGUAAGCUUAGGAAUUCGAAAACGAGAAAGUGAACAAGAGUAAACUAGAUCUAAAGUAAAAUUACUAAAGAAGCGCAAACAAUUCCCCCAUAUGAAAGAAAGAACUAAGUGUACUGUACUGUAAUGUGUAAUGAAUGGUAUGCAACAUACCCAAAAGCAUAAUAUCAUGAUUUCAAAUACGUAAAAUACUAAUACGAUAAUAACUACAAACAGAAAACAGAACAAAAGAGAUGUCCUUUUGCCAGUGACUAAGAUGUAAAAAAAAAAAAAAAAAAAUAAAUAAAAAAUACAAAAAAUACAAAAAAAAACUGAAAAUUUAUUGUAGGUGUGUGAAAGGCGUUGAGUGAUGAACGCUAAAUAAUUAAACUACAAAUAAUUCUGAAAUACGUAUUAGCUUAAGGUUGCAACAACAACAACAACAUCUACUACAAAAUAAUUGCAGUUUAACUAAUGAAUCUAAAAUACAACAAAAUUAAAAAAAAAAAGAAAAUAAGAAACGAAAAGAAAACACUGAAUAGGCCAA
Drosophila mojavensis is the source of this 4215-nucleotide messenger RNA. Its product is annotated as homeobox protein abdominal-A. Gene Ontology annotation, cellular component: nucleus. The transcript has 6 exons. The coding region runs from base 977 to 2590 and encodes 537 amino acids. Gene Ontology annotation, molecular function: RNA polymerase II cis-regulatory region sequence-specific DNA binding; DNA-binding transcription factor activity, RNA polymerase II-specific. Gene Ontology annotation, biological process: negative regulation of transcription by RNA polymerase II; anterior/posterior pattern specification. The record is from RefSeq and is a predicted model, not a curated record. NCBI's taxonomy places the organism in Eukaryota, Metazoa, Arthropoda, Insecta, Diptera, Drosophilidae.